AUGAAAGUGGUACCUGUACCAAAAGAGUUUUUUGGAAAUUUUUUCCGUGGUGACUCAUAUAUCGUGUUGUCUAUCAAGGAAAUAAAAGGCUCUCUAGACAGUCAUAUUCACUUUUGGCUUGGAUCAGAAACUUCUCAGGAUGAAGCUGGUGUAGCUGCUUAUAAAAGUGUAGAAUUAGAUGACUUCUUGGGAGGUAGUCCUGUACAACAUCGUGAAGUAGAGGGAGCUGAAACCUCUCGAUUUGUCAGUUAUUUUCCCAAAGGUUUGACUGUAAAAGCUGGAGGUGUUAAGUCUGGAUUUAAUCAUGUUGAAGAAGUAUUUAAACCUAAAUUAUUACGGGUUAAAGGAAAGACUAUUCCAGUUGUCUCAGAGGUUGAAAUUGGUUGGGAAAAUAUGAAUGAUGGAGAUAGUUUUAUCCUAGAUCUAGGUCAAACUAUAUUCGCCUGGAUGGGAGGUAAAUGUCGCAGAUCUGAAAGACUAAGGGUAAGAAUUUUUUUAAGAAAUCGAUGUGUAUUCAGACAGUUGUCAGAAAUCUUCAGGUACAGUAACAGAUAA
Messenger RNA from Lottia gigantea (owl limpet), 555 nucleotides. RefSeq lists its product as hypothetical. Gene Ontology annotation, biological process: barbed-end actin filament capping; actin polymerization or depolymerization; actin filament severing. Gene Ontology annotation, cellular component: cytoplasm; actin cytoskeleton. Gene Ontology annotation, molecular function: actin filament binding; phosphatidylinositol-4,5-bisphosphate binding. Bases 1 to 555 code for a protein of 184 amino acids. The record is from RefSeq and is a predicted model, not a curated record. Lineage: Eukaryota; Metazoa; Mollusca; Gastropoda; Lottiidae. The transcript has 5 exons.